Molecule: messenger RNA, 1595 nt
Organism: Gasterosteus aculeatus aculeatus (three-spined stickleback)
Lineage: Eukaryota; Metazoa; Chordata; Actinopteri; Perciformes; Gasterosteidae
Product: actin, cytoplasmic 3
Source: RefSeq, a predicted model, not a curated record
CCAAUCAGAGCGCUCGCUGAGAGAACCUUACCUUUUAUGGACAACGCGACGGGUCGCGCGCACCGGUGCGCCGCCGGCCGGAAGAUUGACGAGCAUUGAAAAGAGACACGAGCUCCUCUCCACGGACAGACCCACGCGACACCCACCUGCUCAGAAAUGGAAGACGAUAUCGCUGCCCUGGUUGUUGACAAUGGCUCCGGCAUGUGCAAAGCCGGUUUUGCCGGAGACGACGCCCCCCGAGCCGUCUUCCCCUCCAUCGUGGGUCGCCCCAGACAUCAGGGUGUGAUGGUGGGCAUGGGACAGAAGGACAGCUACGUGGGAGACGAAGCCCAGAGCAAGAGGGGCAUCCUGACCCUGAAGUACCCCAUCGAGCACGGCAUCGUCACCAACUGGGACGACAUGGAGAAGAUCUGGCAUCACACCUUCUACAACGAGCUUCGUGUUGCACCUGAGGAGCAUCCGGUCCUUCUGACUGAAGCUCCACUCAACCCCAAAGCCAACAGGGAGAAGAUGACACAGAUCAUGUUCGAGACCUUCAACUGUCCUGCCAUGUAUGUGGCCAUCCAGGCCGUCCUGUCCCUGUACGCCUCCGGUCGUACCACAGGUAUUGUAAUGGACUCCGGUGACGGUGUCAGCCACACGGUGCCCAUCUACGAGGGUUACGCUCUUCCUCACGCCAUCCUCCGUCUGGAUCUGGCUGGCAGAGAUCUGACCGACUAUCUGAUGAAGAUCCUCACGGAGAGAGGCUACAGCUUCACCACCACGGCCGAGCGUGAGAUCGUGCGAGACAUCAAGGAGAAGCUGUGCUACGUGGCUCUGGACUUUGAGCAGGAGAUGCAGACUGCCUCCUCCUCUUCCUCCCUGGAGAAGAGCUAUGAGCUCCCUGACGGACAGGUCAUCACCAUCGGCAACGAGAGGUUCCGCUGCCCCGAGGCGCUGUUCCAGCCCUCGUUCCUUGGAAUGGAGUCUGCUGGCAUCCACGAGACGACCUACAACAGCAUCAUGAAGUGCGACGUGGACAUCCGUAAGGACCUGUACGCCAACACCGUGCUGUCCGGUGGCACCACCAUGUACCCCGGGAUCGCCGACCGGAUGCAGAAGGAGAUCACCGCCCUGGCCCCGCCCACCAUGAAAAUCAAGAUCAUCGCUCCCCCAGAGAGGAAGUACUCCGUCUGGAUCGGCGGCUCCAUCCUCGCCUCCCUCUCCACCUUCCAGCAGAUGUGGAUCAGCAAGCAGGAGUACGACGAGUCCGGCCCCUCCAUCGUCCACCGCAAGUGCUUCUAGAGAAGCUCCAGGCCGGAGGCGCAGCAGGAAGUGGGCAUGUGUAAGAGGUGUGGAGGGUUCUGUCCACCGUCUCUGAUUUGUCUUGAACAGACUAAACGUUGCAUCUUUCCACACAGAAGAAACCUGCAGCUUCCACUCAGUCUGGUGAUCAGCUACUGAUGGUCAGGACCGAAUGCAUCACCACUGCACAGCUUUCCUAGCUAUUGAAUGCAGUUAAAUGUACCUCCCAUUUGUCCUUUUCCAAACCUUUUUGUCAGAGUUUCUGUACGAAUGUUCACCGACCAAUAAAAUACCAACAUUUGCUGUCUACA